Molecule: messenger RNA, 417 nt
Organism: Schistocerca nitens (vagrant locust)
Lineage: Eukaryota; Metazoa; Arthropoda; Insecta; Orthoptera; Acrididae
Product: spore coat protein YeeK-like
Exons: 3
Coding region: 40-417 (125 amino acids)
Source: RefSeq, a predicted model, not a curated record
UGCCCGCCUCCUUCGCGAAAGAAUUCUCUUGUGGUCGUCAUGGCUUCAGGGGUUCUCUGCACGGCUGUGCUGCUGGCGUGGCUGGCCACGGGCGCGGCCGCCUCGCUGGCGCCCAGGCCGUACUACGACAGCUACGACUACGACUACGACUACACGUACCGCCAGCCCGCUCGCUACGUCUACCGCCGUCCACUCUACGCUCACUCCUUCAGCUCCGUCUACAGAUACCCGUACGCGUCGCAGCCGUACCUUCCAACAGACUAUCCGAGGUACUAUGGGCGCUAUGAUGGACUGAGAGACUACGACUAUGGUGUUUACGGUGGCUAUGGGCCCUACGGUGUCUAUGGUGGUUAUGAUGGAUAUGGUGGGUACGGUGGCUACCGUGGCUAUGGUGGCUAUGGUAGAUAUUACUUGUGA